Molecule: messenger RNA, 1837 nt
Organism: Odontomachus brunneus
Lineage: Eukaryota; Metazoa; Arthropoda; Insecta; Hymenoptera; Formicidae
Product: succinate--CoA ligase [ADP-forming] subunit beta, mitochondrial-like
Exons: 8
Coding region: 311-1537 (408 amino acids)
Biological process (GO): tricarboxylic acid cycle; succinyl-CoA metabolic process
Cellular component (GO): mitochondrion; succinate-CoA ligase complex
Molecular function (GO): succinate-CoA ligase (ADP-forming) activity; ATP binding; metal ion binding
Source: RefSeq, a predicted model, not a curated record
UCCUCCUAAGCGAAACUGCGACGUGCGGUAUUCCUUUCUAGUGCCCAUCGGUCAACUACGAGUGAUCCGCAUAUUCGAACUCACCGCCGCACGAUACAGAACGAGGUUCCCCAGAGUCGGCAACAUCUAGAGGUCCAGGAGGUGCCGGUCCCUGCAAGCCACGAGAGUGCCAUUCAGAGGUACCGAGAGCAACCGCACGGUGGACGACCACUGGAAGUAACGCGUCGCCCGUGAUUGUGCGCGUGUGUGUGUAAAAAGCCUUUAUAAAGAAAUUCGACAAGUUAUCAUUGCUAACUGUCAUCGUGUCUCUAUGAUGUCGUCUCUAGUGGCAGUAUGCGCGAGAAGGAUAAAUAAACAGCUAUUUUCGCGCAAAGUGCCAGUCGUGAAACAAGUAAUACGAAAUUUAGAGGUACACGAACAUGUCGCAUACACUUUAUUGAAGACAGCCGGCAUUCCCACUCCGCCUUUUGGGGUGGCGAAGACGCCCGACGAAGCAGCCACGUUAGCCAAGGAUCUCAAAACUAAGGACAUAGUGCUGAAGGCGCAGGUUCUCGCUGGAGGUAGAGGAAUAGGAAGAUUUCGGGAAACCAACGUUAGCGGUGUUAUGAUGUGCGAAACACCCGAGCAGGCGAAGAAGUUGGCGAGUAACAUGAUCGGUAAAGUACUGGUGACGAAGCAAACGGGUGCAGCCGGAAAGAUAUGUAACUCCGUGAUGGUGACGACACGCAUGUUCCCGCGCAAGGAAUAUUAUAUUGCGGUGAUGUUGGAACGCACUUUCGACGGACCCGUGUUGAUCCUUUCUAAGCAAGGCGGUGUAAACAUCGAGGACGUCGCUGCUACGAAUCCUGAAGCCAUAUCAUACAUACCGAUUGACGUGAAGAAAGGUUUAACGGCCGAGCAAGCGGAUAGCGUCGGCGAUAAGCUGGGACUGACAGAACAGAACAAGGAGAUCGCGUCGAUUAUCGCCUGUAAUCUUUACGAGCUGUUUGUCGAAAAGGACGCGUUGCUCCUCGAAAUCAAUCCACUCGCGGAAGACAUUUGCGGCGAAUAUUACGCGCUAGAUUGCAAAUGCAACUUCGACGACAGUGCCAAUUUCCGACAGAAGGAAUUAUUUGCAUUCAAAGACAUGACUCAGAUGGACCCGAAUGAAGUCGAGGCGGAGAAGCAUAACUUGAAUUACAUUACCUUGGACGGAAAUAUCGGUUGCUUGGUAAACGGAGCUGGCCUUGCUAUGGCCACCAUGGACAUCAUAAAAUUUUACGGCGGUAUGCCAGCGAAUUUUUUGGACGUUGGAGGAACCGCUACAGUCGAGACUGUGACGGAAGGUUUCAAGAUACUGUCUUCGGGUGAAAAUGUGGAAGCUAUUCUAGUCAACAUUUUCGGUGGCAUAAUGAGAUGUGACAUAAUCGCCCAAGGGAUCAUCAACGCUUCCAAGCAAUUAGACUUAAAGAUACCCGUGGUCGUGCGAUUACAGACUAAAGGUUUGAAUAAGAAAGAGAUAAGGAGAAAGAAACAGAAAGUAAAGAAUACUUUAUAGAUUAAACUUUAACCUCUUCAGAGAUGAAUGUCUUAACGCAUGUCUUGGAUACUCGCCACGGAACUUUGAACUGAUGACGUCAGAAGCGAGAAAACGCAUGUUAAAAAAUGUAAAUGUAAUGUUGCUUACAACAUUAUGACCAUAUAUAAUUUUAAGAUUACUAAAAUUUCCAGAUUAAGGACAAAGAUUGUUCAUAAUGAUAUUCUAUACGUAAUAAUAACAUUAAAAACAACAUAUUUGUAAACGUUACAUGUUGCUGAAUAACGUAAUAAUAACAUUGCUGUAAUGUUUUUUUGUUUA